AACUUUGACACCACGGAUCAUAGAAACAAUGAGAAAAAACGUUUAGAUGUCUGCUCAUUUAUACUUCAGUAAUUUCACAUUUUCCUAUAGCAAGAAAACCCUCAGGUAGCAUAAGUAAAGGUGAACGACUUCCAGCAAAGAUGAUGCAGAACAUGUUUCAGGAGGGGCUGUACCAUGUUUUUUUCAAGGAGAAACCUCCACCCGGUCCCACCCCCCAGACCACCAACGCCAGCAGUGAGGAGCUGACAAACGUGAGGAUUCAUCGCUGGUUUGGGAGUGUGGUUAACACAAGACUUUUACUCACUGGGGUGAUUCAGGUCCUCAGCGCCUUGGCGAGCAUCCUGACCACGGUGAGCCACGCGUGUGUGAGGUACAACUGCUCGUUCGCCAUGGUGACGCCGGUGUGGCCGAGCUUAUCCUACCUGGCUGCCGGGUGCCUGGCCAUGGAGGUUCAGAGGAAAGCGAGUAACAUAAAGAUCGUCGUUCUCAUGGCGCUGAACGUUUUCAGCCUGCUUUUUGGAUUUGCCGCUCUGCUGGCCAACGGUCUUGCGUCGGUGCAACCUGCAGCCCUGAGCUCAUUCCAGCAGCGGGCUGGUGCUCAUGUUGCAAAGGUGAGCUACAUAGGGUUCACCUGCCUGUGUUUCCUGGGCACGUCCUACAUACUGUUCCUGUGCUGGAGAGGCCUGCGCCGCUACAGUUCUCGCAACAUCAAGGCCUACACCAGCGUCUCACAGGGAGAGGACACGAACGCUCUCCUGGAGGAACAAGAAGACCUGAAUCUGUAAAACUCACUGGAAUUGAUUAUCUUCAGAUAUAUUUUAUGUGAAUGUCAUUUGUAUACUAAGUUAUUGUUGCUAGCAAGGCACUGUAAAAAAUUUGGAUGUGAAAAGAAUAAAAUAAAAUCACCAGAAUGAAGCGUUUACAAUAAACAUAACUUAAAAGCUUCAGAAAAAGGGGAUCUCAAAUAAUAAAUUGGUUAUUAAAUUGAACUUUUAUGCUGAUUUUAUGCUAAAAUGUCCAUGUUUAACCAUUUAGGAUGGACAAGGGGGAAGUGUUUUCUUUCUUUCUUUUUCCCACACGUUGCGCAGCGAUGACCGCUAGAGGGCAGCAUUGUUAAUGUUUAAAGCCAGAGACCCAGAUUCAAUCCAAUACCGUAAAAUUGGACUUUUACUUUAAAACCUUGAACUAAAUUCACAUGUAAGAAGGAAAACAAUGAAUAAACAAUGAUUUAAACAAAAUCUAAAAAAGAAAAGUGGUGUAAAUAUCCCCAUUCAGAUCUAAAACAAAUAUUUCUCUAGAUUUAAACUAAAUGGGGGCUUAUUCAGGCUUAUUCUCAGUGUUUCUGGCAUCUACAGCUACGGUACAUCAGAGUGGGUUGCAGAUGUAGGGAAGGGUGUGGUGUGCUUGAGCAUUUUGGUGAUGCGGGGGAUUUCAUUAAGAACACAUUACAAGGUCACAGACCAUUCAUGUAGCAAGUAUGCACACCCACCCACUCACUCACUCACACACACACGCACACACACAUACAGAGUAAUACGCACAAACUUAUAUGAGUGAAAAAAGUCAGAGUGCAGCUACUUUCUCACGACAUGUCUGACUAACAGCUUCCAGCUGUUGCGUGGUCGGGAGAGCUGCAAUGGGAACCCGCUGAAUACAAAGAGAAAGAUGGGAUUAAUGCAUACAUGGACACCGAAAUGUGGUACAAACCAAAGCAGGAAGGAAAGCACAUGUGCAAAAGCCUUCAUGUGCCCCUUAAAGGCGAGGCAAGUUUAUUUGUGUAGCACAUUUCAGUAACAAAGCAAUUCAAAGUGCUGUAGAUGAACAGAGCAUAAAAGAAAACAGGCAGAAGAAAAGCACAUUGCAGUAGGUCAAGAUAGGUUGGACUACAAACUUAAUCUAAUAAAAUUUAAUUAACUACCACCGUUUGAAUUGAACCUUAAUUUUUAAAGGCAACUCUAAGCAAAUAGGUUUUCCACCUUGAUUUAGACGAUUUCAGAGUUUCAGCACUUUUACUGGGAGUUUGUUCCAGAUAAGUGGAGCGUAGGAACUAAAUGCUGCUU
Messenger RNA from Fundulus heteroclitus (mummichog), 2060 nucleotides. RefSeq lists its product as uncharacterized. The record is from RefSeq and is a predicted model, not a curated record. Lineage: Eukaryota; Metazoa; Chordata; Actinopteri; Cyprinodontiformes; Fundulidae. The transcript is spliced from 7 exons. Bases 141 to 785 code for a protein of 214 amino acids.